This is a messenger RNA of Micropterus dolomieu (smallmouth bass), 1849 nucleotides long. RefSeq names its product cytochrome b-c1 complex subunit 8-like. Gene Ontology annotation, cellular component: extracellular region. Lineage: Eukaryota; Metazoa; Chordata; Actinopteri; Centrarchiformes; Centrarchidae. The transcript is spliced from 3 exons. Gene Ontology annotation, molecular function: cytokine activity; growth factor activity. Gene Ontology annotation, biological process: mitochondrial electron transport, ubiquinol to cytochrome c; BMP signaling pathway; SMAD protein signal transduction. The record is from RefSeq and is a predicted model, not a curated record. Bases 181 to 1620 code for a protein of 479 amino acids.
ACAUUUUCCUAAAACGCUUAACGUUACUAUAUGGGUAUCAGGGAUGCAGGUUACAGCAUUGUUCAAUUCAUCUGAACCAUAUCAUUUAAAACUAGCUUCUUGCUGUUUUUGAUGACUCAUUGUAAAAAUGAACAUGUGGUAAAUUUUCUGGUAUUAAGUCUCCUUACCUGGUAAAGUAAUAUGAGUGACAGAGUUGAUUGCCAACACCUGCGCGUAUUGAUCAGCGGCGGCACGUGUGUGGCCCUGUUGACCUCGAGCUCUCAGUGGAGAGUCUCUCCUAAGUUUUGCUUGGUUUCGUUGUUUACAAUGGAAAAACAAAUGCUGAUGUCAGCCGUGCUUCGCUAUUUUCGCAUGGUUGUCUUACUGCUGCUGGUCAGCUGCAGCUGGCCGUUGUUUAGAUCACCUCUGGCAGUCUCCAAUGCGCUGCACAACCUGGGCGACUUCACGUACCCUUACGGCAGCAUCUUCUCUCCGCUGCUCAAAGCCCUGUCAGAGCACGGAGGGUCGGGGUGGAAUACAGGACUGAAGAGAAAGAUGAAACCCGAGCAGAGGUACAUGAAAUAUCUGACGCAGGUUUACAAGAAGUCCUCCAGAGUGCAGAGGAGUUUGGACGGGAUUACGAUCUACAACACGGUCCGACUGAUCAAGCCUCAAGAUGAAUGUCUUGCACAAACUCAUAAAGAGAGUUUUAUGCAGGAUCUGUCCUACAGCCUUGAUCAAGUAAGAAGAAAAGAACAGCUUCUGAAGUCGGCCUUGCUGUACAAUUUCAACCAUGACCGUGCAGCACCUGUCAACUCCGUGUGUUACCUGAGUGUCAAGGAGCAGGAGCAUUCAAACCAGUGUCAGCUGUGUCCUGAGGUCCACCACACUGUGAACUUCACAGCCAGCACAAACAAGAGUUGCAGGAGGAAAUGGGUGGAGGUUGACAUCACCUCGUUUCUCCAGCCUCUCUUAAAAUUUCAGAAGAAGAAUAUACACCUGCUCAUCAACGUAACCUGCCCAGAGGAACAAAGAGCCAGUGGUAAUAGGCGCAAAGGCCCACUGCAGUUCACCUUGAGCUCCCCUCCGCUGCUUCUUUAUCUCAAUGAUACCAGCAAAGUUGUCCACCAGAGGUUACUGGUCAACGCCAGAGCAGGUCAAGGGCCGGCCACUGCAGUGAAUGCGUUUCACAAGAGGGUUUUCAAACCAGAACAGAGAACUGGGCAAAAUAGGAGAUUAAAGAGGGAAUCUUCAAAGAGCAAACGAGGGGAUAAAAGUCUGGAUAUCCACCUGCCUGAGCUUCUGUCGAGCUCUGAAUUCCCAACAAGUGACUGUGCUUUAUAUGACUUCAGGGUGCGAUUCAACCAGCUCAAACUGGAUCACUGGAUUGUUUUUCCACCAAAGUACAACCCCAGGUACUGCAGAGGCAUCUGCCCGAGGACCAUGGGCUUCAUCUACGGUUCACCUGUCCACACCAUGGUGCAAAACAUCAUCUAUGAGAAGCUUGACUCCUCUGUGCCCAGGCCCUCCUGUAUUCCCUCCCAUUACAGCCCCCUGAGUGUCAUGAUCUUUGAAGAGGACGGUUCCUAUGUCUACAAGGAGUUUGAAGACAUGGUUGCCACCAGGUGCACAUGUCGCUAAGCCAGCUACCAACAUGUCUUUUCUUCUUUCUUUCUUUCUUUUUCUACGGGCUGAAUAGAACAUCAACACAAACCUCUUCAACAGCCAUCACAGAUCAGCUGGUGAACAUGGGCCGCCACUUCGGAGACCUGGCCAAGGUCAGGCAUAUAAUCACAUACAGUCUGUCCCCCUUUGAGCAGAGGGCUUUCCCCAACUAUUUCUCCAAGGGAAUUCCCAAUGUGUGGAGACG